AUGUUAAACCCAACAGUCACAGAAGCUGAUUAAAAUUAAUAACUUGAAUAGAAACUCAUUAUCUUCUUAAGAAUUAUAUUGAACACUGAAAAAGAUGCUGAAGACAUUAAAGUAACAUUAGCAGAAAAUACUCGAUUUGAUGUAAGUGAGGCUUUUCGAACUAUUGACGCUAACUCGAAAGGAUACCUGACUGCCUCUGAUAUCUUUAGAUUUAUGUGCAAGAAUGGAUAUAGUUUAUCAAUGAAAUUUUGUGAUUUGUGGAUCUCCAUAUACAGCUCAGGAAAUGACAAACUAAGUCAUCAGAAGUUUCUUGAAUUUCUUGUGCCAAGAUAUAACAAGAGUCAAGCCAUGUAACUCAUUAUGAGGAAACUCUAAAUAACAGAAUAUAAACUAUCAUUCUAUCUAGAGGAUUUUGUGGCCAAAUUGAUUUAUUUAGAAGUCGACUACUUGAAAGUAAUUGAAAUUGAAAAAAUGGGCAUGGCUCAAUCAGUUAAAUGGAAGUUUAACACUAUUUUUAAAAUAAUUGCUGGGAAUCAAUCAUAUAUUGAUAAAAGAUCUUUGGAUUAAUUACUAAAUAAAUUUGAAAUAUAAUCACUAAGUCCAUUAGAUUAUUCAAUGUUUUUAAAUAGGUUUGUUAGAAAAGAUAAUUAAAUAAUUUAAAGGGACGAUUUUAGUGAUGCAAUGUUUCCAAGCAGAGAAUUGAUGUUGGAAUUCUAAUAGCAGAAAGAUGGAUUUAAUGAUUAUGUACUCAAUCAAAAUCAAUAAUUGGAUUAAUUGAUUGGUGUUGAUAAAAUUGUUGAUAAGGAAGAUUUUCUAUUUAAACCCGAAGAUCAUAAAAUGUAAACUUAAACCUUUAGGAAAGAAUUGGAAUCUAUAGAUAAUAGGAUAUAGAUCCAAAAACCUUAAGAAUUACCUAAGUUAUCAUCGAAUAGAUAUUUUAGUAACGAGAAAAGUAAGCUGAUUCAACAAAAGGCUUAAGUCAAAUCUAAGAAAUAUUAAAGUCCUUAUGAAUACGCCAAUUAAUUUCGUGUGAACGAUGAUUUAUUACAGGAAUAUGAAAUGCCUCAAAAUUAUUCACAGUUAACUGUGAGUCAAGGAAAUGUCUCUAGUUAUGUUUAAAACAAUUAACUUAUAAAAAUUGAAGAAUAAUCCAACUACAGUAAUUUUGGUUAAUAGCCUAAAAGAGUUCAAUAUUUUAAUUCUAGAUUGUGA
Messenger RNA from Paramecium tetraurelia, 1212 nucleotides. RefSeq lists its product as uncharacterized. Gene Ontology annotation, molecular function: calcium ion binding. Lineage: Eukaryota; Ciliophora; Oligohymenophorea; Peniculida; Parameciidae. The record is from RefSeq and is a predicted model, not a curated record. The transcript has 3 exons.